UUCCAUGGCUGGUCCCGUAGUAAGAGGACCUACUGUCAGACUGAUGGAGCUUCCAUGGUUGGUCCUGUAGUAAGAGGACCUACUGUCAGAACUGGUCUUUCUACUAUUCCUGACAUGGUUUCGAGGCCUGUUCAGAAAUCUUGUGCCCAUAAAUGUGCUGUGACAAAGGAUACUUUAAUAGUGAAUAAUAUGUACUUCAUAGCUUUCAUUAGUAAGCUUAUCAACAGCUUGGAUUGUGUAAAGCAGAAAUACCAGGUUGAAAGUUAUCUUGUAAACUGCAGCAGAGUUGUUGGGUGUAACAGAUGUUACUGUCGGUAUGGUUUUUGAUAAGCUGGAUAACCUGGGGGUGGAUUGUCUCAGCAUGAUAUAAACCCCAAUGUUUGCAAACGCAGAAAGGGAUCUAUUGAUAUAGUUUAUUAGGGGGUGUGGGAGUGUUUUUUGGGGGAAGGGGAGGGUGUGGUAGAAGUUAAUAGGUAUUUCUUGGUAUAUUUUCUUAGUACAGAAUUAGACAGACAUGCAUGUUUGUUUGUGGACCUCCAUGAUACAAUAGGAGGUCUGCAUCAACGGACUUCAGUGCAGGUAGUGCCUCAUCAGAGAGAGAACAUUUCAGUUGCACUACAGUUCUGAAGCUGAAUGUAAUGAUGAUCAGUUCUUUACAUGUGUACUAAUAUUCAGACACUGAUCAUUCUUACUAUUGUGUGAAUGGGAAAUAAAAUAGGUUUUUGUGAGUGAAGUAAUACAGGGAAUACAAGGUUAUUCAUAAAAAUGGUACAUAGUACCUCCUAAAUCAUACUGCAAUCUUGUCCUAAAUUGUUUUAUGCAUUUAUGUGAAUUUAGGAAAUCUAAGUUAAUAGGGAUUUCUUGGUUUAUUUUCAUAGUACAGAAUUAGACAGACAUGCACCUUAAAUGUUUGUUUGUGGACCUCCAUGAUACCAUCUGCAUCAACGGACUUCAGUGCAGGCUCAGAUUAAGAGGCCGUUAACGUCAACAGUGAGGACAAACCCAGUCUGCUUCUUUCCUUCAACACCGAGUCUGAACCUACAGUCACUGGGUCCUGAUUGUGACAGUGGAGCCCAGUUUGCACUGCAGGAUCCAGAGAUGGCAUCAGUGAAGCUGGAAGACUGCAGUCAAACACUGGAGCUGAAUGUCAUCAUUAAAGAUGAAGAAGAGGAGGAGGAGAUUGGUACAUCUGAUAGUCAUGGGGACCAUGUUGAGACAUUCUCUACAUCCAGAGAGCAACAGCAGGAAGGUCACAGAGCUAAGAGGUCUCACCACUGCCCACAUUGUGAGGAGAUUUUCCCAAUUCUAUCAAAGCUAAAAAUACACCUAAAAAUACACACAGGAGAGAAGCCUUACUCCUGCUCCGACUGUGGGGGGAGAUUCUCCCGAUUGGAUACCUUAAAAUGUCACCACCGAAUACAUACAGGAGAGAAGCCUUACUCCUGCUUUGACUGUGGUAAAUGCUUUAAAACAUCAACUGAGCUAAAAUCUCAUCAGCGAAGACACACAGGAGAGAAGCCUUACUCCUGCUCUGACUGUGGAGAGAGUUUCUCCAGAUUGGAUACCUUAAAAUGUCACCAACAAAUGCAUACAGGAGUGAAGCCUUACUCCUGCUCUGAAUGUGGAAAGAGUUUCUCUCAACAGGGCAACUUAAAAACACACCAACGUAUACAUAAAGGAGAGAAGCCUUACUCCUGCUCUGACUGUGGGAAAGGCUUUAAAACAUCAACUGAGCUAAAAUCUCACCAGAGAACUCACACAGGAGAGAAGCCUCACUACUGCUCUGACUGUGGGGCGAGUUUCUCUCAAUUGAGCAAUUUAAGAAGACACCAACGUAUACAUAAAGGAGAGAAGCCUUACCACUGCUCUGACUGUGGGACGAGUUUCUCUCAAUUGAGCAACUUAAAAACGCACCAACGCAUACAUAAAGGAGAGAAGUUCUCUCAGACCAGCUAAGAUUAAAGUCACUCCAUCACUUAAUUCUCAUUUGAUAAAAGAAGUGGUAACAGUGAAUUGGAUCAAAUGAAGAAAGCGUAGAACACUGUAAUCUUAUUGUUUCUCACUGUGAGAGAACUGUGCAGAGGAAAAGGAUUGUUAUAGAAUGUUAGCCUCUCUUUACUGAUCAGUGUGCACCUUGUCAGUUUUGGUGUGUUUUGUUAGAUUCUACUGUAAACAUGUUGAGAUUACCUGGAUUUUCCCUUAGCGUUGAAAACCCUCUGAGGGAUCACUUGUUAAAACAAUGCAGUGUGAUGGUUGACUGGGUGGUACGGCUUCCUUCUGCAGUUUUCUGUUGCAAUGAGUUAGUAGACCAAAUAUGUAUCAGAUAGAGAUGGGGUGAUGAUCAGUUUUCACCACUAGUUUGGGUGUAUUAUUUUUGCUAUUAAUCAACUUUGUUUAAUGAUAAACAGGCUUUGAAACAUCGACACUGAAAGAAUAUACAUAAAUGCAACAUGUUUUUAUUUAAAUUUUUAUUUCACCUUUAUUUAACCAGGUAGGCUAGUUGAGAACAAGUUCUAAUUUGCAACUGCGACCUGGCAACAUGUGAAGUGUUGGUCCCAUGUUUCAAGACCAGAAAUGUUCCAUAUGCACAAAAAGGGUAUUUAUCUCAAAUUCUGUGCUCAAAUUUGUUUCCAUCCCUGUUAGUUAGCAUUUUUCCUUUGCCAAUAUAAUCCAUCCAUCUGACAGAUGUGGCAUAUCAAGAAGCUGAUUAAACAGCAUGAUCAUUACACAGGUGAACCUUGUGCUGGGAACAAUACAAGGACAGCCUAAAAUGUGCAGUUUUGUCACACAACCCAAUGCCACAGAUGUCUCAUGUUUUAAGGGAAUGUGCAAUUGGCAUGCUGACUGUAGGAAUACCCACCAGAGCUGUUGCCAGAUAAUUGAACGUUAAUUUCCCUACAAUAAGCUGCCUCCAACAUUGUUUUAGAGAAUUUGGCAGUACCUCCAACCGGCCUCAACCGCAGACCAUGUGUAUGGUGUUGUGUGGGCGAGCGGUUUGCUGAUGUGAAUGUUGUGAACAGAGUGCCCCAUGGUGGCAGUGAGGUUACGGUAUUGUUAGGCAUAAACUACGGACAACAAACACCAUUUUUGUGCCAUUCAUCUGCCGCCAUCACCUCAUGUUUCAGUAUGAUAUAAUGCAGCUUUGUGAGGCUCAUUUGAACUUGUUGAAUUUCUGGGAUCUUUUAUUUCAACUUCAUGAAACAUUGGACCAACACUUUACGUUGCGUUUAUAUUUUGUAGAUUUGUUAUUUUAAUCAUUGAUAAUUAAUGUAUUUGGAUAACUGUAGUGAACUUAAUUGAUCUACUAAUGAAAAAUAAAUGUUCUACAUUAA
Molecule: messenger RNA, 3332 nt
Organism: Oncorhynchus kisutch (coho salmon)
Lineage: Eukaryota; Metazoa; Chordata; Actinopteri; Salmoniformes; Salmonidae
Product: gastrula zinc finger protein XlCGF7.1-like
Exons: 3
Coding region: 1099-1956 (285 amino acids)
Biological process (GO): regulation of transcription by RNA polymerase II
Cellular component (GO): nucleus
Molecular function (GO): DNA-binding transcription activator activity, RNA polymerase II-specific; RNA polymerase II cis-regulatory region sequence-specific DNA binding
Source: RefSeq, a predicted model, not a curated record